This is a messenger RNA of Pestalotiopsis fici W106-1, 2145 nucleotides long. RefSeq names its product Tryptophan synthase. The record is from RefSeq and is a predicted model, not a curated record. The transcript is spliced from 3 exons. Gene Ontology annotation, cellular component: cytoplasm. Bases 1 to 2145 code for a protein of 714 amino acids. Lineage: Eukaryota; Fungi; Ascomycota; Sordariomycetes; Amphisphaeriales; Sporocadaceae. Gene Ontology annotation, biological process: L-tryptophan biosynthetic process. Gene Ontology annotation, molecular function: tryptophan synthase activity.
AUGGAAGGUUUGAAGCAGACAUUCAAGCGGUGCAAGGCCGAGAACAGGUCUGCCCUUGUGACCUAUGUCACUGCGGGCUACCCUAAGCCCGAGGACACGCCGAAUAUUAUGAUGGCCAUGCAAAAGGGUGGUGCAGACGUCAUAGAGCUCGGUGUUCCCUUUACAGACCCCAUCGCCGAUGGCCCUACCAUUCAGACCGCCAAUACCGUCGCCCUCGAAAAUGGCGUUACAGUUGGUCACGUAAUACAGAUGGUUCGCGACGCCAGGAAACAAGGAUGUACAGUCCCUGUGCUGUUGAUGGGCUACUACAACCCCCUGUUGUCGUAUGGUGAGGAGGCCUUGCUUAGAGACUGCAAGGAGGCUGGUGUGAACGGAUUCAUCGUCUGCGAUCUGCCCCCAGAGGAGGCUGUUUCCUUCCGCAAAUUCUGCAGCAGUGGUGGUCUCAGUUACGUCCCCUUAAUUGCCCCUGCCACUAGCGACGCACGCAUGAAGCUUCUUUGCGCCCUGGCCGACAGCUUCAUCUAUGUUGUCUCCCGACAGGGCGUCACUGGCGCUUUGGGAUCGCUCAAUGCCAACCUUCCUGCCCUCGUCGCCAGAGUCAAGUCUUACAGUGGUAACAAGCCGGCCGCCGUCGGAUUCGGUGUCUCCACUCGGGACCAUUUCAAGAGCGUCGCCGAAGUCGCAGAUGGCGUCGUCAUUGGCUCACAAAUUGUGAGCACCCUGCAAAAGGCCGAGGCCGGCAGCGGGCCCAAGGCUGUCGAGGAAUAUUGUGCGUAUGUUUGCGGCCGCUCCACAUCGGCAGAUGAAGAGCACACGCGCGAGGUGGGCAUUGUCGAGGCUAUCAAUGGCGCCAAGGAGCCCGAGGCGGCUCCCACUGUCAAUGGUGUUAUUACUGAGCAGGACGACGCCGAUCUGGUAGCCAAGUUGGGUGCCCUGCAUGGCAGCAUCCCCGACCGCUUCGGCGAGUUCGGUGGUCAAUAUGUGCCCGAGUCCUUGAUGGACUGCCUGUCACAGCUUGAGGAGGGAUUCAACGCCAUCAAGGACGACCCCAAGUUCUGGGAGGAGUACCGCUCAUACUACCCGUGGAUUGGCCGGCCGGGACACCUCCAGCUUGCCGAGCGCCUGACCGAGUACGCCGGAGGCGCCAACAUCUGGUUGAAGCGCGAGGAUCUUAACCACACUGGAUCGCACAAGAUCAACAAUGCCCUAGGACAGAUCCUACUUGCCAGGAGACUGGGCAAGACCAAGAUCAUUGCCGAGACUGGCGCUGGACAACACGGUGUUGCCACUGCGACUGUCUGCGCCAAGUUCGGCAUGGAAUGUACAGUAUACAUGGGUGCCGAGGAUGUCCGCCGCCAGGCCCUCAAUGUCUUCCGAAUGCGCCUGCUCGGCGCAAAGGUUGUUGCUGUCGAGGCUGGCUCCAAGACGCUCCGUGACGCCGUCAACGAGGCUCUGCGAGCCUGGGUGGUCGACCUGGACGAUACUCACUACAUCAUUGGAUCUGCCAUUGGUCCUCACCCCUUCCCCACCAUUGUUCGAACUUUCCAGUCGGUCAUUGGAAACGAGACCAAGGAACAGCUGCUUGCCAAGCGUGGCAAGCUGCCGGACGCCGUCGUGGCUUGCGUCGGUGGAGGUUCGAAUGCCGUGGGUAUGUUCUAUCCCUUCAGCAAUGACCCGAGCGUGAAGCUCUUGGGAGUCGAGGCUGGAGGCGAUGGUGUCGAGACUGCAAGGCACAGCGCUACGCUCUCUGGAGGUACCAAGGGUGUUUUGCACGGUGUUCGUACCUAUGUCCUCCAGAAUGAGCAUGGUCAGAUUUCCGACACCCACUCCGUCUCUGCCGGUCUUGACUACCCGGGUGUUGGCCCCGAGUUGGCAUCCUGGAAGGACAGCGAGCGUGCCAAGUACAUUGCUGCAACGGAUGCCGAAGCCUUCACUGGUUUCAAGCUGAUGUCCCAGCUCGAGGGUAUCAUUCCUGCUCUUGAGAGUGCGCACGGCAUCUACGGGGCCAUUGAGCUUGCCAAGACUAUGAAGAAGGGCGAAGAUAUUGUCAUUUGCCUCAGUGGACGUGGAGACAAGGAUGUACAGAGUGUGGCCGAAGAGCUGCCUACGAUUGGUCCCAAGAUUGGCUGGGAUCUACGCUUCUAA